AUGAGUUCUCAAUUACUUUUCUCACUGGUUCUUGUUCAAGUAAUUGCUCUCGGAGCCCUGGGUCAGCUCUGCACCAAAUGCCCCAAUAUCGAAGAUAGGCAGUUCACAAAUCUCAACAUGACUUUCAACAACUCUGUUAAUUCGGAUGGCUGUAAAGUAGUCACCGUGACAUGUGUGCUUCCUGAGCCAGCUUGCACGACUAUGGUUCUAAUUCGGACUGCUGAUUACCAAGAAAGUCUAGCGGGUGACCAUGUUCAAGGUACAUUUGCUUUUCCUACCGAGAUUGUGUGCGGAGAACUGUCCCCUACAACCGCCGGAUACAUGUAUAAAGGGAAGCACGUCAUAUUUGAGUGCAACGUGAGUUGUCCUUUUGGCGCAGGAUAUGGAAGCAGUAGCGCCGUGACGAUCGAGGUUCCCACUGAGCACCCCACUACCGAGAUGCCGGUGGACAGCGGAUGCAAAGUUCAAAAAUAA
This is a messenger RNA of Caenorhabditis remanei, 474 nucleotides long. RefSeq lists its product as uncharacterized. The transcript has 3 exons. The record is from RefSeq and is a predicted model, not a curated record. Bases 1 to 474 code for a protein of 157 amino acids. NCBI's taxonomy places the organism in Eukaryota, Metazoa, Nematoda, Chromadorea, Rhabditida, Rhabditidae.